AUGAGUAUGGAGUAUGCACAAAAAAGAUUUCCCAAAGCUUUUGGGUAUCGGAAGAUCUACACUGCAGGAGUGAGAAGCCUCAAGUCACUCAGGAGUAGAACAAGCAAUGCGCCCAGUCUGUGCCGAGAUUCUGUGGUAGCACAGUACGUUAAAAUGCAGAACCCACAGAAAGAAAAAUAUGUCAGUGUGAGACUGGGAUCUUGGAAUAAAAGAGGAGGAAAAAAUGAAUUCUGGGAUGAGUUGAAUAAAAUAAUGACUAGGACACCUGAAAAAGGAAUGGUGAUUUUAGGAGGGGACUUAAAUGGACAUGAAUUAGGGAAGGUCAAGAGCACAGUAGAUUUCAUUUUGGCAAAAAGAUAUAGCCACAGGUGCUUUAAAAAUGACAGAACGUUUUGUAAUGAAGCAUGUGUUAAGAAGUGUUAA
Messenger RNA from Helobdella robusta, 423 nucleotides. RefSeq lists its product as hypothetical. Lineage: Eukaryota; Metazoa; Annelida; Clitellata; Rhynchobdellida; Glossiphoniidae. The transcript has 4 exons. The coding region runs from base 1 to 423 and encodes 140 amino acids. The record is from RefSeq and is a predicted model, not a curated record.